Messenger RNA from Paraglomus brasilianum, 2755 nucleotides. NCBI's taxonomy places the organism in Eukaryota, Fungi, Glomeromycota, Glomeromycetes, Paraglomerales, Paraglomeraceae. The record is from the annotation of a GenBank genome assembly.
UAUAGUGGCUUUUUUGAAAGGAAAGUUUGUCAAGCUGGGUUCUCAAGUGUCAACUAAUGAUGGGGUGCAGCCGGAGGUUAAUGACUACAGAGACAGUAGUAGACUUUCUGGGGAUUCGCCUGCUUCCGACCGGUCCACCUCUAAACUAGCAGGUAAAAAGAAAAAAGGUACAGCCUUGCAGAUUGGUAGUCCGACUGAAUUUGAGCACGGCCUUCAUGUUGAAUAUCACCACGAGAGCGGAAUGUUCUUGGGUCUGCCAGAUGUAUGGCAAAAUACGGUGCCAAGUGACGAGAUAGUGAAUACUCGGUACAUUAAUCCCAAUCUCGUACCACGCCCUGGGUCUUCUGAAAAAACAGAGAUAACUGGGAAGAACAUAGGUACUCCAUUCAACACAAAACAUGGCUUACCUCCGGAAAUGAAAGCUAGUCUAAAAUCUGCUGGAAUGAGAAACGAAGAGUUUAAGCGACAACCAGGAAAGCUUACACAACAAAAUAGCCUACAUGAUUCUCGUUCUAAAACAGCGGCCAGCCGCUUACAAAAUCCUGUGCAUCAGCGCUCUAUAUCUCUUGGCACGCAAGACCGUGAUGGUUCACAAUUACAUUCGCCAACGGAACCCGCAUUCACACGCAAAACAUCCGCAACACACUUAUCUCUUCGAAAGAAUUCGGCUACAUCAAAGUUUAAUCAUUUGAACGAACCGACUAAUGGCAUAUCCAGUAAGGCCGGGUCACGAAAAGGAUCAACAUCGUCGCAAGGUUCAGCAAAAGAAUCACAAUCUCCUACUUCAUUUAAGCAAGCCACCUCACCAUCCCAGUCUACGUCAAGGCGGAUUCCACCGAAAAUGACUAUUCAAUCAGUAUCGACGCCACAUCAAAAUAUAUCUACACCUUCUCAAUCACCGAGGAAAAUUGUAGUGGCUGGUCCCAGUCUCUCUAGGGACCCGAACAGUCCUCAGAUCACAUCGAGAAACAAGAGUGUUUCGCCUGAUACACUACGGGAUCUGCCAUCAUCACCACUUCCUUACGAACGAACUUUCAGUAAUGGUUCUCAGAUCACAUCGAGAAACAAGAGUGUUUCGCCCGAUAUAUUACGGGAUCUACCAUCAUCACCACUUCCUCACGAACGAACUUUCAGUAAUGGUUCUCAUAUCACAUCGAGAAACAAGAGUGUUUCGCCUGAUACACGGGAUCUGCCAUCAUCACCACUUCCUCACGAACGAACUUUCAAUAACGGUUCUCAGAUUACAUCGAGAAACAGGAGUGUUUCGCCCGAUAUAUUACGGGAUCUACCAUCAUCGCCACUUCCUCAUGAACGCAACGGUUCUCAGAUCACAUCGGCGAAUAAGAGUAUGUCACCUGAUAGGUUACGGGGUCGGCCAACGUCACCACUUCCUCACGAACGAACUUUCAACAAUGGUUCUCCGAUCACGCCGACAAACAAGGGCGUUUCGCCAGAUAUAAUACGGGAUCGGCCAUCGUCACCACUUCCUAACGUACGAACCUUCAACAACGGCCCACCCUACGAAAAUAGUAAUGGACACAUAACGCCAAGAAAGACACCCAAUGAAUCACAGUAUGCACAAAGACUAUUGAGUUCGCCUGUUUUUCCACCAGAGAGGAGAGGAUCAGCGUCUCCUUCGAAAGAUAGAUUUGGUCCUGUUCCGCAAGAUAAUAUUAAUACAGAUAAUCGCGCAAAAACGUUUUCUAAUAACAUACCGAAUAUACAAUGGGAUCGAAUACCUCCUCCACCAAAAGACAUUCCAAAGCUUCAAGCUCCGCCGAUCAAGGCUAAGCAAAUCCCAUUACCCAAGGAAAUACAACAUCUUGCUGAUAUCUUGGACAAGGGUGAUCCAACACUGUCGUACACAGAUUUAACCCAAAUAGCUGAAGGAGAAUCUGGUGAUAUGUAUGCUGCACGAAAGGCAGACAAAGUGGUUGCUAUCAAGAUUAUACCGUUUACAAGUACGGCAAAAUUGAGCAUACUAAAGAAUGAAGUCUCACUAAUGAAGAUGAACAAGCAUAUCAAUAUAGUUGAAUGUCUUGCGUGCUGUUCUACAAAGGAGGCUGUAUGGGUUAUUAUGGAAUGCAUGGAUGUAUCGUUAGCAGAUCUUAUCCUAAUGCAUCCAGAUGGACCACGUUUUACUGAACCGCAAAUAUCGACUGUAGCUCAUUCAAUAUUACAAGCUCUCAUACAUUUACAUAAAGGACAUUGUAUUCAUCGUGAUGUUAGGAGUGAUAAUAUAUUGCUGGAUGCACAUGGAAAUAUAAAACUCGCCGAUUUUGGUCAUGCCAUAAAGCUUGCUGAUGCAAAUGCCCGACGAAAUUCUGUCGUUGGAACAACGUUUUGGAUGGCACCGGAAGUUAUAAGAGCAGCCCAAUAUGACACAAAGGUUGACAUAUGGAGUCUUGGUGUUGUAUUAGUUGAAAUGGCCGAAGGUAAUCCACCAUAUGCUGAACAUCCCCCAUUAAAGGCAUUGGCACUAAUCGCCCAAUAUGGCAUACCGCCGCUAAGUAAGCCAGAAAAAUGGUCAGCGGAAUUUAAAGACUUUUUAGCACUAUGCACGGAAAUGGAUAGUAAUGAACGGAAAACAGGACAGGAACUUGUGACACAUGCUUUUCUUGAGAAAUUAGCAGAUAGCAGUGAGUUCAAGUCGAUGAUUGAGGAGUUUCACCAAAUGGAGGACAAUGCGGAGGAAGACGAAGAUGAUGCAGACUAUUAUGUCAAGAGUUUGACGGGUUAUUUAAGUGAAUCUUAA